Molecule: messenger RNA, 2136 nt
Organism: Danaus chrysippus (African queen)
Lineage: Eukaryota; Metazoa; Arthropoda; Insecta; Lepidoptera; Nymphalidae
Source: the annotation of a GenBank genome assembly
AUGGCUAAAGAAGGAGACAUGUCGCUGUUUAACGAUGUGUUGGAACCAUUUAGGCGGGUUAUAAACACCGACUUGCCAAAGGAUAAGUUGUCGGCGUCUGCUAAAUUAAAUUUUUCUGAUAGUAAUCAAUCUAUCAAAGAAGGUUCUACAACUUUAUUUUCGUCGAUCAAGAGGAAAUCUGGCUUAGAAUCUCCAACUCCUGAAAAACGAAUACGUACAGAGUCAGGAUCGAACUCUAACGGUCCACCUCCAUCACCAUGGGAAGCUAAAAGACUGAAAAUUGAUUUGAUAGCCGCCAAAGCACAGAUAACCAAGCUUGAAGCUCGCGUUAAUCAUCAGCAUACAAUACGUAAGGAAAUGCAAAUACUCUUUGAAGAGGAGAAAGCGUCUUUGAUAGAACAACACAAACACGAUGAAAGGGCUCUCUCCGAUAUGGAAGAUCGUCUCAAGUUAAUAAGACGCCGGGAACUCGAAAUUAAAGAAGAAUAUAACACGGCAAUCAAAGAACACAAAGAGGCUAAGUUGAAAUGGGAAAAAGAUAGGAGUGAUCUUCAAAAGCAGAUAGCCGAGUUAAAAGACAAGCUGUUAGAAUCUGAUGUGAGCAGUAAGGAUCAGUUGUCGGAGAUGAAGAGAGAUAUGGAUGAGUUAUUACAAGCUUUAGAAGGAGCACAACAAGAGGUUCAAAUUCUAAAGAAGGAAGUAUCAAAACAAACGUCCAGGGCCGAACAAUGUUCAACUCUCCGCUCACAGUUAGAGAAACAAACAUUUGAAUUGCAACAAAUUACUAACAAAUUGAAAGAACUCGAGUAUGAAAAAGAUUCAUAUAAGGAUUGGCAACAACAAGUUAAGACGGCCCAAAAACGUCUUACAAAUAUGGCAGAGUUAGAAAAAGAAGUAGGAAGAUUACGAGCAACUGAACGAUCACUCCGAGACUCAGUGAGUAAUAAGUUACUGCUUGAAGAACAAGUCCAUAUACUGACAACGAAAGUGGAGGCGUUACAACCAGUUCAGCAGGAGUUACAUGACGCUAAGGUUAAAAUAGCAUCAUUGGAGUCUACUCUUGAAGAAUGGAAGAACGUAGCUCGUACACAUGGUAUAGAGAACGCUCGGUCUCUAUCAUCAGCCCUUGACUCGGCACUCAGUAGUCAACUGACUGCUGUGGCUGGCUGUUCACAAGCACAAUCACAAUCUGCUCAGCUCACUGAGGAAAUUGCUACAGUGAAGUUCGAACGCGAUAAGGCGACUACAAAACUGAAUGAUCUGCAAACAGUCCGUAAGAACCAGGAGAGUUUGAUACACCGGCUGCAGAAACGACUUCUACUGGUUACUAGAGAGAGGGACAGCUACAGACAACAGCUGGACUGUUACGAAAAGGAACUAACGGUGUCCAUAAGCGGAGCGGGCGAGGCAGCGGGCGGGGCCGCACUGCUAGCGGCGAGGGUUGAACAGUUGGAGAAGGCGCUACAAUCAUACCGCGACCUGCUCGCCUUACACGACCACGAACCAAAUACUAAAGCCCUGGAAUUGGCUCGAGCUGAAGCAUCUAAGUACCGCGAAGAAGCGGAGGCUGCGAAGCGUGAAGUAGCCAAGCUUAGAGCUCAAAGAGACCAACUGCAGAUGCAUUUUGAGAAACUUGCUGCGCCUACAAAAAUAUUACAUUUAGCUGACAACCCUGCAGCGGCCGCUCAGAAACAAAUGCAACUUGAAUUAGAAUCGGCACAGGAAGAGAUAAAGAAGCUAAAGGCUGCACUUCGUGAAGGAGGUUCUAGCGCUGGUGAUGACGCGCUCCGAGCACAGCUUGAAAAUAGUCGCAUUAAGCUACAGAGGAUGAAAGAGGAAUUUACAUCUUCAGCCCAAGAGUAUCGUGAUGUGUGCUAUAUGCUGCUAGGAUACAAAAUAGAUAGAACUGGACAUAAGAACUAUAGGAUAUCAAACAUGUACGCUGAAUCUUCAGACGAGUAUCUGACAUUCACACUAUCGGAUGACGGCAUUGAAAUGGUGCAUACGGACUAUUCAACAACAUUGGGAGACUUGGUUGAGUUGCAUUUACAUCAGAACAGAUCGAUCCCAGUGUUUCUAAGUGCUCUAACAAUGGAACUAUUCACACGGAUAACUAUGCAGCAAACACAAUGCUAG